This is a messenger RNA of Anneissia japonica, 6015 nucleotides long. RefSeq names its product tyrosine-protein phosphatase non-receptor type 23-like. Gene Ontology annotation, biological process: early endosome to late endosome transport; endocytic recycling; protein transport to vacuole involved in ubiquitin-dependent protein catabolic process via the multivesicular body sorting pathway. Bases 49 to 5871 code for a protein of 1940 amino acids. Gene Ontology annotation, molecular function: protein binding; protein tyrosine phosphatase activity. The record is from RefSeq and is a predicted model, not a curated record. The transcript is spliced from 21 exons. NCBI's taxonomy places the organism in Eukaryota, Metazoa, Echinodermata, Crinoidea, Comatulida, Comatulidae. Gene Ontology annotation, cellular component: endosome.
AAGGGAUUUCCUUGUGAUAGAAAAUGACGUCAUAGUAAACUUAACAAAAUGGAGGCAGUCCCCAGAAUGGAAAUGCUCUCUCUGGAGCUAAAACAAAGUUCAGAGAGGGCUGAAUUUUCAUCAGUUCUGAAAAAGUAUAUAAGUGAACAUUAUAUGGAAGAUGCAGGUCGAUAUAAUGAUGAAAUUCGACAGAUAGAGCAGUUGAGGGUGAGUGCUUGCAAUGUUGCACAGGAUUUUGGAGGUCUGAGUACUUUGAAGAAAUACUAUGGUCAGUUACACCUCCUGACCAGUCGCUUCCCAAUGGCCGAGGGAGAAGGCUGUUUCAUUCAGUUUGUGUGGGUUGAUGCAUUUGAUGACACAUUUGUGACAGAAGGCGAUGUUCACUUUGAGCAGGCGUCUAUUUUAUACAAUCUAGGCACAUUGCACGCCAUCCUCGGUGCAAGAGAAUCACGUACUUCAGAAGAAGAGAUGAAGGUUGCGUGCACACAUUUCCAAUGUGCAGCUGGUGUGUUUACAUUUCUCAAGGAUCAUGUUGGAUCAAACAAAAGCCCAGACAUAUCAACAGAACUUCUCCAAAUUUACAUAAAUCUGAUGUUGGGCCAGGCCCAAGAGUGUCUGUUGGAAAAGAGUAUGCAAGAUAAUAGGAAGAGUUCACUAGUAGCCAGAAUCAGUAGUCAAGUUAGAGACUUCUACAAGCUAGCUCUCAAAGGCCUUGAUGAUAGUAGGGCUGAUAUCAUUGUGGGAUCAAGGCGCUACAAGCAGUGGAAGAAAGUGCUACAGAUUAAGAUUGCUCAUUUUACUAGUAUUGCAUUAAUGUACAUGGGUAACCAAGCUGAAGAGCAGCAAAAAUAUGGAGACAGAGUUGCAUACAUGAAGGCUGCGCUUGAUAAACAUUUAGAAGCUGUCAAGUUAGCAAAGGGUCAAAAAGAAAGGAUUGCAGAAGCAUUAGUGUUCACCAAGGAUGUUGUAGUAGGAAAACAUGAAGCUGCUAAGAAAGAUAAUGAUUUUAUUUAUCAUGAUAAGAUACCAGAAAUUGACAGUCUUCCAGAUAUCAAAGGAGCAUCCCUUGUGAAGGCAUUGACUUUUCAACCUUAUGAUGUGACGGUUGCAGGACCAGACAUCUUCAAGAAGCUUGUACCUAUGGAGGCCCAUGCUGCAGCGUCUGUUUACAGUGAAGAAAAAGCUAAACUUUUAAGAGAAUUAGGUGCUAAGAUUGAAGAGAAAAACAGCCAAUUAGACCAGUAUCUAGAAUCAUUACAAGUUGACCAGCUGCGGUUGCAGAAGGAACCAGAAAGACUUCCACAAGUUCUUCUUGAGGUCUGUGCUGCCAUCAGUGUGAAACCUGAUGCCGUAAAGUCUCUGGUUCAGUCGAUGAACGAGCUUUCAAAUGUGGUACUAGAUGUUGAUGCGGAGCUAAAGGAAGUUCAAGCUAUCAUUGACCAGGAGAAAGAGGAGGAAGAGGCAUUUAGUAAAGAAUGUGGUACUAAACCUGAAGUGGUAACAAAAGAAAUAGUGAAAGAGCUUAAGAAAUAUAAAGAAGGCCACACAAAAGCCAGCCAAUCUAACACCGAUUUGCAUAAAGCAAUGGAGAUCCACCUGGCUAAUAUCAAGCUCUUAGGUGGUCCAUUAGAAGAACUUCAAGCUUACCUUCCAUCGCAAAAAGAUUCAGAAACAACACAAGACCAAGGCAUACAAGACACGCUCAAGAUGCUCAUCGAGAAAGUAGAGAAAAUGAAGAGUCAACGUAAACAUCUAGAAAAACAACUGAGGGAUAAGCUGCAGAAUGAUGAUAUAACAAGUGUUAUAGUUACAAAGGAUGAAGCUAAUAGGAAGCAAUUUUUUGAAGAAGAACUAGCAAAGCACCAGACGACAGUAACCUACAUAGAGCAGAACUUAUCAGCACAAGACAAUAUUUUAAAGGCAGUGACAGAGGCUAACGCAAAGUAUGCAGACACAAGGAAGAUGUCUGCUGACAUUGCAAAACGGAGAGAAGAUAAAAUUCAGGAACUAGUCAUGUCAUACACCGUUUAUGAUGAUCUACUUGCUAAAUCACACAAAGGAAUUGACUUUUACAAGAAGUUGCAGACAGGAAUUAUGAAGAUUCACACCAACUGUACAGAUAUUGUGAAGGACAGGAGAACACAGAGAAAUAAACACAUGGCCAGGUUCAAACCUAAACCAAGUGCUCACAUAGCUUCAGUGCCUAGGCAACCAGAACCUGGACCGGCUGGGCCCAAAUUGUCUGACUUCUGGAAACCCAAGACAUCUCAUAGUUCAUCUAGUUCACCAGCUAGUGGGCCUUCAAGCCCGAGUGUGUACCCAACAGCAGCUGCAGGAUUAGCAAUGCAACCAAGCUCUGUCAUAGGUGGCUUACAAUCACAACCAAGCUCUAUGCUCUCUCAGCAAACACCCUUAUCACAGCCCCAAAGCCACAUCAGUGGGCCUAGCGCACCUCCUCCAAGCCCAGCAAGGAGUAUUUCAACUACAAGGAAUACUUCAGUGCAUCAAAUGCCUGUCUCACAACAUCAUGUUCCGAUGUCUGGUGGUCAAUCACCUGCAUCUGUUAGUCAAACACCUACAUCUAUGUACCAAACACCAUCAGUGCAUCAGAUGAAUCCACCCUUGCAGCCACCUCUGUCCAUGCAACAGACACCUGUAUCAAGGCAGGCAGUGCAGCCAAUAUCUGGCUCUGUUCAUCAGCCUGUCUCUGCUCAACCACCACCUUUAUCCAUGCAAUAUCCACCUGUUUCAAGGUACCAGACACCUGUAUCUGGGAAUCAGCAACCACCUGUAUCUAUUCAGCAACAGCCAAUUCAUCAACCACCUGCAUCCAUGUAUCAACCAUCUGCAUCAAUCCAUCAGCCUACUGCAUCCAUACAUCAACCAGUUGCAUCCAUACAUCAGCCUACUGCAUCCAUACAUCAACCAGUUGCAUCCAUACAUCAACCAGCUGCAUCCGUACAUCAACCAGGUGCAUCCAUACAUCAACCAGUUGCAUCCAUGCAUCAACCAGCAGCAUCCAUGAAUCCAAUUAGUCAACAACCAACCAUCGCCCCUCAAGCUAAAUACCAGCAAAGCUACCAGCCCAACCAAAUGGUUACUCCGUCUACACAGCACAUAUUGCCCUCUAGCAGCCCAAUGCAACAGCCCUACAUCCAACAGGCCCAGUCAAUGCAUAACACACCAUAUCAGCCUCAAGGAAUGAUGCACCAAGGUCAGGUACAGAUGAAUAAACCAAGCCAGAACCAAGGUUUACCACAGCAAGCACCUACUGGUGGCAUGGCAUCUCAAGCACAAAACACUAGCAUGCAUCCUCAAGUAUAUCAAAUGCAGCAACAGCCUCAAUUCAGCCAACAGACUAUGUAUCAGACACCACAGCAAAUGGGACAGUACCAGGCUCAAUUCAUGCAACAGCGACUACCACACCCUCAGAACCAAGCAGCCAUUUUAAAGCAGACCCCAGGACAAGCAAAUGUUGCUUUCACUCAUCAUAACCAACAGCCUGCUGGACAAUACUAUCAGAAUCAAGAUGUUUCUCCAUCACAUGGUAGCCCACAGCAUAGACCCAGAGCACCACAGUAUGCCAGCAAUCAACCAACUGGUAUAAUUCAGUCUGCAGUUACAGGUACCAUGCUCCAAUCUCCCCCAAGUAGCCUAUCUCAAGUUCCUACUCAACCUGACAGUGGAGUACAAGUGCUUCAGCCAGCAGGCCUAGGCCAACAUCAUCCCAAUCAGCCAUAUGCACAACAGCAAUUGCAUGCGUACCAGAGUCAGCAAGCCACUGUAGGCAGCUAUCCACAAAGCCACCCUCACCAGGUUUCAUCUCAGAUGAAUCCUCAACCUCAGAUUUAUUCUCAACAAACUGGACAGCAAAAGCAUCCACAGACCCAAUCCCAAAAUCCACAGUUUAUGCCUACAUCUAGCCUUGGUUACCAACCAAAGCAGCACACAAACGUUGGACAACAAAUGCAACAUCAAAGCCAACAAUCAUUUCCAAAUCAGAUGACCAAUCAGCCUAUUCCACAGCAUCACCCUACUCAGUCAGUCCAACAAAAAGGGCCUCAGCAAACCCAAGGCACAUACCCAAACCAACAUUCAUUGGCUCAGCAAACCCAAGGAGCAUACCCAAACCAACAGCCAGGGGCUCAGCAAACCCAGGGCAAAUACCCAAACCAGCAGCCAGGGGCCCAGCAAACCCAGGGUACAUACCUAAACCAACCUCCAGGGGCUCAACAAUCUCAGAACACAUACCCAAACCAACAGCCAGGGGCCCAGCAAACCCAGGGCACAUACCCAAACCAACAGCCAGGGGCUCAGCAAACCCAGGGUACAUACCUCAACCAACCUCCAGGGGCUCAACAAUCUCAGAGCACAUACCCAAACCAACAACCAAGGACUCAGCAAGCCCAGGGCACAUACACAAACCAACAGCCAGGUGCUCAGCAAAUUCAGAACACAUACUCGAAUCAACAACCAAGGGCUCAGCAAACCCAGGCCACAUACCCAAACCAAAAACCAGGGGCUCAACAACCCCAGGGUGCGUACCAAAGCCAACAAACAGCCGCACAGCAAGCACCUCCCCAUUCGCAAAGCCAAAAACCAGUUCCUCAACCAAGACAAAGUUUGGGCAAGCAGUCCACUGGUCCAAAUUCAAUCCAGAAUAUCCAACAACUAGAACAACAACAACUUCAACAACCACUGCAACCGACUAAAUUCACCGGUCCAAAACAGCCAGACCUUUUAUCCACCAGCCCAGACAACCAACAAAAAUCUCUUGAAAAUGUCCUCCUUCCAAAAAAGACUGAAAGCCAGCCUGAGCCACAAGAGCGACAAAUGAGAGUUGUGAAAUUGCCAAGUGCUGAUCCUUAUGAUGAUAAAGGAGUCUUGGAUAGAUUUGUAGAAGAAGUGGAGAAACUAGAGAAGUAUGUUGAAGGACUCAACAAACAAACAUUAAGUGGACCAACAGUUAUCGAUAGUCUUUGGAAGGAAUUGAUGGAGAGUCAAGAUAGGGAUACCAGACAAUAUUCAAUAUCUGUUGCACGCUGCUACUCCAUUAAAAACAGUUUUCCUGAUUUUAUGCCUUAUGAUCAUAAUCGGGUCAAGUUAAAAGGUUUAAAGGACGACUACGUCAAUGCGAGCUACUUGGAUGACCUAACGCCAUCAUGUCCGACCAUCAUUGCCACUCAAGCCCCAACAAGUAUGACCAUGCUCGAUUUCUGGACUAUGGUCUACGAAAAUCAGGUGUCAGUUAUUGCUAUGCUGCUUUCAAAGCCACCUGGAAAAGCCAAGUCUGACUUUGUAACAUAUUGGCCAGAGCAGCGAGGUCAAAUCAUGAGACAUGGGCCAAUCUCAGUGACUCUUCAAGCGACCAAGACAACAGAUUACCAUGUGGAACGACUGAUGACCAUAAGCCACAGAGAGACCCGGCAAAUGAAAACGUUUGCACACUUACAGUUCACCGCAUGGCCAGAAUUUGGAGUGCCUUCCAACUCUAGCUCAGUAUUGCAGUUUGUAGGAGAGGUACUCAAUUACCACCGACAGCAGAGGAACACAUCAGUACCAAUCAUUGUUCAUUGCAAUGGUGGUGUUGGAAGAACAGGUACAUUCUGUACCAUCUUGGCAGGAGUCCAGGAGAUCUUGGCAGGUUCUGGAAUCAUUGAUGUUCCACAGAUUAUCAAAAAACAAAGACAGCAAAGAAAGUGGAUGGUCCUAGAAAAGGAACAAUUGUCUUUCUGUUUUGGAGCUAUUUUAAGCUAUGCUGAGCAGGUGCUAACAAAGCGUGAGUAUAUAUGUAUUGCAGUGAUAUUGUGCACCCUCCCUCUAGAGUAUUUAGAACUUUUCAUGUACCAUGGUACAAAUGUACAAGUAUAGUUGCACAAUUUUGAAUGGCAAAUCCAGGAAUGACCAGGGAUGUGUCCUUGUUUUGACCGAAAGAUUAGAAAUUGUCAUUAUUAAAAUAGACUCUAAAACCAAGUGUCCACUUUAUCAUUUCUCUUGCCAUAAUGUACCACACUU